Cryptomeria japonica (Japanese cedar) is the source of this 756-nucleotide messenger RNA. Its product is annotated as L-type lectin-domain containing receptor kinase V.9-like. NCBI's taxonomy places the organism in Eukaryota, Viridiplantae, Streptophyta, Pinopsida, Cupressales, Cupressaceae. The coding region runs from base 1 to 756 and encodes 251 amino acids. Gene Ontology annotation, molecular function: carbohydrate binding. The transcript has 2 exons. The record is from RefSeq and is a predicted model, not a curated record.
AUGGACGAAAAGUUGGAGAAGCUGGAAGUUCAGAUCAGGAAGCCGGAGGAAGGGAAGGCGGCCAUGAAGAACUUCUUGAUUUUGAUUCUAGAGAUCCUCAACUCUACAACCAGGAACAUGGAGGAAAUAGGCAAAUACCUUGAUGGUGCUAGCCCUACCAAGUCUAUUAUGAACUUUUAUGGUGAAGAGGCUGCUACUGAGGCUGGGAAUGUGGAUAGUGCUCUUGUAGGCUCUUCUCACGCUCUCGCCAAUUUCACUUCCCACUUUCACUUCAUUAUCUCUGACAUAAAUGGCAGACCGUCCGGGGGUGGACUGACCUUUUUCAUGGCUCCUUUUGACUGGGAGCCGACUGUAGAUCCCAGUUGUCAAUCGCUUGGUCUCUUUAAUCAGACAUAUGACGAAAAUAUCUCCAAUCAAAUUGUCGCUGUGGAGUUUGAUACGUUCCAGAAUUUUCCCUUCGAUAUGGACGACAACCAUGUGGGAAUCGAUGUCAAUAGCGUUGUUUCCAAGAUGAACACAUCUGUGAGCCCGCGUUUUCUCAAUAAUGGCCUCCCAUGGGACGCAUGGGUGGAUUAUGAUGGCGUAGCUAAGAAGCUUCAACUAUAUCUUGUGUCUUCAGACGACCCUGCCGUUUCUUUUGGAAAGCCCACAACACCAAUCUUGUCGUAUGAUAUAGACCUCAGUCAGUUUCUUCCUCAGAACAUCACCAUUGGCUUCUCUGCUUCUCCUGAGUUAGAUUUCAUGGAGUCUCACUAG